UUAUAAAUCAUUUAUAAAAUUAUAAAUACAUUUAUAAAAAUCAGACGUUUUAAAUUAUUAUAAGAGGUUCUAAGUCAUUUAUAGAAGCUUAUACAUUAAUUUAUAAAAUGUAUUUUGAAAAUUUAUCCUCAACUAUGUUUACUUAGUGUAGAAACCCCUAAACUAAAGAUUUACUGGUAGUAAUAGUAAUUAUGAUAUGUUAGAAUUUAAUUCAUUAAUAAAGUUAGCUUAAGGGAUUUUUCGUUAAAUACUUAGUUUAGGGGUUUUUACCCACAAAAAAACUUAGUUUAGGGGUUUUAACGUUAAAAUUCUUUAUUCUUUUCUUAUUAUCUAUUAUUUAAAUCCUUAUAGUGGGAUUUGUUUUAUCAAAAACGAGUUGCAAUCAACUGACGAGAUAUUUUCUUUCCUAAUAUCAUGCAUUUAAUAUUUAAAUAUAUAUAUAUAUAUAUAACAAGAUUUGAGUUACCAAAAUUAUGUAUAUAUUAUAACCAGAAUAUCUUUAAAAUUUUAUUAGAAGAUAUUCUAUCUCAUAGCUGAAUUAUAAUUUAUUAGAGGAUAUUCUAUCUCAUAGCUUCUCUUGAAAACUAGGUCAUUUAGAAACUUAAACUAAUUUGUUAUAUAAAUAUCACGCCACCCCCAUUAGUUUCAUGUAUCUAUCUUUUAAGUUUUCAUAUGUUUUUGAUCGUUCUAAUUUAAAUUCUACUUUUGUGAUCUUGCGCAGGUGUAUGAUAAUCAAUAAGUAACUCAUAGACGGAAACACCAUUACUGGUAAUUUUAUGGAGGAUUCUUCUUCUCCGUUUAUUUUUAUUCUCUUCCUCUCCAUAUUGUAUCUCUAUCUAUAUUUUUGCAUCAGUAGUGAUUCAACUAACAAAAAGAGACGACUUUGUUUAUCGAGGAACUCAUCAUCCCUUUCGAAAAAGGUAAUUCUUUUUUUUAUAAAGUUAAAUCACUUAUCAAGAAUAUAAUAUAAGAUGUGUAUGCUAAUCAAGUGCAAUUUAUUUAUUGUGCAUGAUCCUCUUCGGUACGUUUGAGAGCCAAAGGUAAUCUCAAAGCUUUUUAAAAACUUUGAAAUCCAUUGACGUUGUCCUAUCAAUUAUAUAAUUUGUUAUCUUUUGGAGAUUGUUUACAUCUUUAAAUAUUUUUUGUUAGAAUUACCUCUUUUCUGACUCAAGGCUUAGAGAAGGAAACCGUGAAUCAUCUAUGUUGUUACAAUGAAACCAAUGAUAAUAAAUUUCAGGUAAUUCAAAUCUCUCUUUUAUACUUCAUGGCUGAAUUUUUUAUUGGGAUUAUGCGUGAAAUAUUUGUUUUUUCUCAAUUAUAUUUUUCUGAUGUUUUAAGAUUAGUGUUAAAUGUGAUCGUUUUCUAAACGUUCUAAUGUAUUUUUUGUUCAUAUGAACAUAGUAUAAAUAUCAAUAUGUAACAUCGAAUCUUUCAUAUUAACCAUAUACAUGUAACAUAAGUAUUAUAUAGUUGUAAAUAUGUAAUUAUCAAUUUAAUAUUAAUGUUAAUGUUCACACAUGCGUGUGGACGGUCCACCUAAUAAUUUAUUAAACAUACAUAAGAUUCUUUUACAUUUAUUUUAAAGAUAUGUAAAUAUAAAUAAAUACUUCAAUAAUAUAAUAAUAAAACAAAAAAGAAUAUUUAUUUUCAAAAAAGAAAAUUAAUUUGAAACUUUUAUUUUUUUGAUAUUUUUUUAAAUUUCUUUCAAAACCUGUAUGACGAAAGGUUUUGAGAUAUUCUAUUUAGAAAUUAGAACAUUGAAACAGAGGCGCUUUUAGAGAAAUAUUUUUUUAGUUCUGUUCACGAGAAUGGAGCUAGUUUAUAAAAUAAAAAUUGGCUAUACAUAAUAAGGCCACCACCAUUCACAAAGUAAGCCAAAAGCACUGAUUGUUCGGUGAUUCACAGUGGUCACGAGAAUGGAGCUUGUUUAUAAACAUUGGAUAUAUAUAAGGCCACUACCACUCACAGAGUAAGCCAAAGCACUGAUUGUUCGGUGGAUCAUAAAUUCAUAAUUAAUGGUUCUAAUUAUAAACCGCAAUUUUGCGUUUGUGUAGUCUUUUAAAGUUUGUAAAAAAAUAAAGUAAACGUAGAUGUUUAAGACCUUAAAUGUUGUCGGCUUAUCUAAAGAAUCUACAUUUUAAGUAAGAAUUAAAACAUUUCACUACUCGAAUACAAUACAAUUAAUGUUCUUUGAAUUUUUUAGUACUGCGUAUAUUCUCUUAUCCAAAGCACGCAUGGCAUCGAAUCCGACCUGUCUUAGUUAUGUAUUAAUGUUUCAAAAUAUCCUGCAAUUUUUUUUUGUAUAUUUUUCUAUAACUAUAUACUUUGCAAGUUGAAAAUCAUUACCAACCCACUGAUAUGGCUGACUUAACUUUAAAUUUCUAAUUUUGGUGACGUGGUCCACACAUGCACUUCACUAGGGAAACAACAAAUAAUGCAUUAAAUAAGUAAUCACUCGAAAUUCCUUGCGUGUAACCAAUAGAUAUAUGAUAUUUGAUAGAACAAAAUAAAUUCAUGCAUGGAUCUUGCAGGAUCAUUCGGUGCCUCAUACUUGCAUCUCACUGUACAGUUCAUAUAUAUAUAGAGAUGAUCAUUCGAAACAUAGAACCCACCAAACACAUCUCUUUUCACUAUCAAAACGCUAUGGAUGCUUUCUUAUUCUCCUUAUUAUCUCCACUCCUCGUUUUCGUUUUGAUUGCUCUUUUCAAGAAAACAAAGAAACCAAAACAUGCAAAAGCUCCCGAACCAAGCGGUGCGUGGCCCAUCAUCGGCCAUCUUCACCUUCUCGGUGGCAAGGAACAACUUCUCUACCGAACAUUAGGAGAAAUGGCUAACCGUUACGGUCCUGCCAUGUCGUUACGACUUGGGAGCAAUGAAGCAUUUGUUGUGAGCAGUUUUGAGGUGGCUAAAGAGUGUUUCACUGUGAACGACAAAGCCUUGGCUUCACGACCUAUGACUGCCGCCGCAAAGCAUAUGGGCUACAACUAUGCUGUCUUCGGGUUUGCACCUUACAGCUCUUUCUGGCGCGAGAUGCGUAAGAUCGCAACCGUCGAGCUAUUGUCUAACCGGCGGCUUCAGAUGCUCAAGCACGUCCGUGUCUCAGAGAUCUCAAUGGGUGUGAAAGAUUUGUAUUCCUUGUGGGUCAAGAAAGGUGGUUCAGAACCAAUAAUAGUUGAUCUAAAGAGGUGGUUAGAGGACAUGACACUGAACAUGAUCGUAAGAAUGGUGGCUGGAAAACGAUACUUUGGCGGUGGCUCAACAACCCCUGAAGACACCGAAGAGGCGAGGCAAUGCCAAAAGGCCAUCACAAAGUUCUUUCACCUCAUCGGUAUAUUCACAAUGUCCGAUGCUUUUCCGACUCUAGGGUGGUUUGAUCUGCAAGGACAUGAGAAGGAGAUGAAGAAAACGGGUAGCGAACUAGAUGUGAUUCUCGAAAGAUGGAUCGAAAACCAUCGGCAACAACGAAAAGUUUCAGGAAAUAAAGAGAACGAUUCAGACUUCAUUGAUGUUAUGUUGUCACUUGCGGAACAAGGCAAACUCUCCCAUCUGCAAUAUGAUGCAAAUACUAGCAUCAAAUCUACCUGUCUGGCACUGAUUCUUGGAGGAAGUGACACUACAGCUUCAACUCUCACAUGGGCCAUUGCUCUUCUUCUAAACAACAAAGACAUGUUAAAGAAAGCGCAAGAUGAGAUAGACCUCCAAGUUGGCACAGACAGAAACGUCGAGGAUUCAGACAUAGAAAAUCUGGUGUAUCUUCAAGCGAUCAUCAAAGAAACAUUGAGACUAUAUCCAGCUGGUCCUCUCUUAGGCCCUCGAGAGGCGAUGGAAGAUUGCACAGUCGCAGGUUACCACGUUGCUUGCGGCACAAGACUGAUAGUGAACGUAUGGAAAAUCCAAAGAGAUCCGAAAGUUUGGGUAGAACCAAACGAGUUCAGACCAGAGAGGUUUCUUACAGGAGAAGCAAAAGAGUUUGAUGUUAGAGGACAGAACUUUGAGCUGAUCCCGUUUGGUUCGGGAAGAAGAUCAUGCCCAGGGUCUUCAUUGGCUAUGCAAGUGCUUCAUCUAGGUCUUGCUCGUUUUCUUCAUUCGUUUGACGUGAAAACUGAUUUGGAUGUGGCUGUUGAUAUGAGUGAGAGCCCUGGUUUGACCAUUCCUAAAGCAACGCCUCUUGAGGUUAUGAUCAGUCCACGUCUCGAGAAACAUCUACAUCUUUUUGCGUGAUAUUAGUAUAUAUGUGGGUGUGUGUGUGUGUGUAUUUCUGUUUGCUAAACUUAGGGCUUCAAUGCUAUUAUUGAAGGUCUUUUGAUGUUUCCGUUCUAAUAAAAGCCUACGUAUGUAUACGUUACCCUUUGUUCGUUUCAUUGAAAGUAAAUGUAUUUCUUUUUGGAUA
This is a messenger RNA of Brassica rapa (field mustard), 4390 nucleotides long. RefSeq names its product xanthotoxin 5-hydroxylase CYP82C4. The record is from RefSeq and is a predicted model, not a curated record. NCBI's taxonomy places the organism in Eukaryota, Viridiplantae, Streptophyta, Magnoliopsida, Brassicales, Brassicaceae. Gene Ontology annotation, molecular function: heme binding; iron ion binding; oxidoreductase activity, acting on paired donors, with incorporation or reduction of molecular oxygen.